Messenger RNA from Rosa rugosa (rugosa rose), 1476 nucleotides. RefSeq names its product DENN domain and WD repeat-containing protein SCD1-like. The coding region runs from base 370 to 1098 and encodes 242 amino acids. Gene Ontology annotation, cellular component: cytoplasmic vesicle. The record is from RefSeq and is a predicted model, not a curated record. NCBI's taxonomy places the organism in Eukaryota, Viridiplantae, Streptophyta, Magnoliopsida, Rosales, Rosaceae. The transcript has 5 exons. Gene Ontology annotation, biological process: regulation of Rab protein signal transduction.
CUCUCUUCGAGUCUUUCUACUUUAUAGUAUCCUAAUUCUCAUUUUCUUAUAUGUCCUGGACCCAUUGUUUCUUAUUCUUUGAGUGCCAUUAUUAUGAUUCUUCAAAUGUGGUCAUGUGCUUCUUGGAAAGACAAGUCCCUUAGUCCGACUAUCUUGAAACUUCUCUGUCAAAUGUGGUCAUGUGCUUCUUGGUUAGAGUACAAUAUUAAACUCUGCUAGCAAAAGUUCUGAAGAAAUUAGCAGAAAUGUCUUGGUCUUAAUUUGUGUAGUGCUUAAAAUACUUGUGUUGCAGGACCCAGUAAUCAGGCCACUACAUGAACUGGAGAAAAGUAACUUGGAAGAUAUUCUAAUUAAACGACCAGCAGAGGAAUGUCUUGUCUCAGUUGCUGCGUCUCUUUUUCCAUGACUGCUUCAUUGAGGUCGGCCAACUAUGCCUCUUUGGUGACUGAUCAGCUAUCUUUGGUGGAAUUACACAUGGCUGGACUAGGACUUCCUGAUCUUGAUGCAUGGUACAUGAUUGAAACAAUAGCUGAGAAGAACAACAUUGGAUACACACAAUUUAUAAAGCUGAGGGGGUUAUUGUCGCAUGUUCAACAACUACGAAUUGGUUACUGGGGAAUCAGUUCUUUCAAGGCCCAAUCCAUGUCUCAUGGAUUAGCAUCUCCACGUUCAAAAGAUGCUGCAGUUGAGAGUCAGCAACCUGCCGAGGCCUCCGGUGUUGGGAGGAGCUGGGUUCAGAGCAUGUUCAGCAGGGAUAAUUCAACCAGAUUAAACUCUUUCAGUCGUGUUCGCAAAUGGACUUCUGAUGGUGGCUCUCCAGGUAUUUCAGUUGAUAAAAUUAGUUGCUUGCAUUUUAUGUUUUUUCGAUACAUCACCAUAAUUUCUUGUCAUGAAGCUACAAAUGAAAAUGGGACAUCUCGUAAGCGAGAAUUAUCUGCAGCUGGACAGAAGAAAACCCAAACCAAUGUUCGAGUACGUAGAGGCCAUACUGGCCCUAUCACUGCUCUACAUUGUGUAACAAGGAGGGAAGUUUGGGAUCUAGUGGGUGACCGUGAAGACGCAGGUUUCUUCAUCAGUGGGAGCAGACUGCACGGUUAAGAUCUGGGAUCCUAGUUUACCCGUUGAUUAGGACUUAUGCUAUUGAAUAUAUUCAUAGUGGGCAGCGAAGACUCAGGAAGUAUACACCCAAGAGGAACUUGACGAGGUCCGCAUUGAAGUAGCUGACUAUUUGCAGACUUUGCUAUAGAUGCUGACUCUACCAAAGUGAAUUUGAGUAAGGCUAGCUAGAUUUUGUAGAACCAUUUUGAAGUAGAACGUUGUACAGUUGCAGGUGAACUAAACUGCAUGUAGUUAUUUCAAUUAAUGGUCUAUUUUGGGCUAGCCUUGAUGUAGGUUGGGGUGUUUUUCCCUAUUUUUGGAACUAUUAACAAUUCUGCUGUUCUACAGAAAUUAAUGCAAUGCCCCAUAUUCAGUUAA